Messenger RNA from Pantherophis guttatus, 7147 nucleotides. It is a transcript of the gene NELL1, whose product is annotated as neural EGFL like 1. Gene Ontology annotation, cellular component: cytoplasm. Gene Ontology annotation, molecular function: heparin binding; protein kinase C binding; calcium ion binding. Gene Ontology annotation, biological process: positive regulation of ossification; regulation of osteoblast differentiation. NCBI's taxonomy places the organism in Eukaryota, Metazoa, Chordata, Lepidosauria, Squamata, Colubridae. The record is from RefSeq and is a predicted model, not a curated record.
CAACCGGUGAGCUCGCGGGGGCCCGCCUUCUCCUCUCCGGCAAGCCGAAGCUACCGAAGGCGGCAGGGGCGUCGACGCGACGGAGCCGAACAAAGAUUGAACGUCAAACUGGGCGGGAGCUUGCGAAGCCCCACGGGAAAGGGCCGUCUGAGCCGGGCAUCAUCCCCACGGAAAGCACGUGGGCUCUUCCAGGGUAGCAGGUUCUGACCGCUGCUAGUGCUUGCACUGCUGUGUCGCCGCUCUCGCUGCUCGCUCGCUCUCUCUCUCUCUCUCUCUCGCUGCUGCUGCUCCGAGCAGCGGCCAAAACAAGCGCUUUAAGUUUGAAGGCUCUGAUGCUCGAAAGAGAACUGGAGCCAGGCUUUGCCGUGCGGGGUCUCCACGGAGAAUACAGCGCGAUCAGCCCCGAUGGAUGUCAUGGUAGGCGUUUGGGUUUGCCUGGCAGCGGCCAGAACAGUUGUAGGCCUUGGAAUGGACCCUAGCUUACAGAUUGAUAUUAUCAAAGAAUUGGAUCUUGUCAAUAUGACUAUCGGAGUUACACAGGUGUCUGGACUACAUAACGCCAGCAAAGCAUUUCUCUUUCAAGCUGUAGAUAGAGAAAUCCAUGCAGCAUCCCACACAAAUGAGAAAUUAAUUCAGCUCUUCCGGAACAAAAGUGAAUUCACAUUUUUGACCAACAUACAGCAGAAGGCAUCAACUUCUGGAGUUAUUCUGUCGAUACGAGAGUUGGAACACAGUUACUUUGAACUGGAAAGCAGCGGCCUGAGAGAUGAAAUAAGGUAUCACUACAGAUUUAAUGGAAAGACAAGAACAGAAGUAUUUCCAUAUCGGCUAGCAGAUGGACAAUGGCAUAAAAUUGCAUUGUCACUCAGCGCAUCCCACCUUCUGCUUCACGUGGACUGCAAUAGGAUUUAUGAAAGGGUGAUAGAUCGUCCAGAAACAAAUCUGACUCCAGGAAGCAAUUUGUGGCUAGGACAACGCAACAGAAAACAUGGUUUUUUUAAGGGUAUCAUUCAAGAUGCGAAAGUCAUCUUUAUGCCUAAUGGAUAUAUAACUCAGUGUCCUAAUCUGAAUCGCACCUGCCCUACCUGCAGUGACUUCUUAAGCCUGGUACAAGGAAUUAUGGAUUUACAAGAACUUCUGGCUAAAAUGACAGCAAAACUAAAUUAUGCAGAAAUGAGACUUAGCCAGUUGGAAAACUGUCACUGUGAGAAGACUUGCCAAGUAAAUGGAAUCAUCUACCGAGACAAAGACUCAUGGGUAGAAGAUGAUCACUGCAGAAAUUGCACAUGUAAAAAUGGAGUAAUAGAAUGCCGACGAAUGGCCUGUCCACUAUUGAAUUGUUCUUCUGAUGGCCUUCCAGUCCAUAUAACUGGCCAGUGUUGCAAAGUAUGCAAAUCAAAAUGCAUCUAUGGGGAUAAAGUGUUGGCAGAAGGUCAGAAGAUUGUAAUCAAGAACUGCAGAGAAUGUCGUAAUGGAAUUUUAAUAAAAGUAACAGAGACCUGUCCUCCAUUGAACUGUUCAGAAAAAGACUAUGUACUCCCGGAAAAUCAGUGCUGCCGUGUUUGUAAAGGUCAUAAUUUCUGUGCACAAGGGCACCGAUGUGGUGAAAAUUCAGAGUGCAGAAACUGGAACACACGAGCUACUUGCGAAUGCAAAAGUGGUUAUGUCUCUGUCCAAGGGGACUCUGCCUAUUGUGAAGAUGUUGACGAGUGUGCUGCUAAGAUGCAUUAUUGUCAUGCCAAUACAGUGUGUGUUAAUUUGCCUGGAUCAUAUCGCUGCAACUGUGUCCCAGGAUAUAUCCGGAUUGAUGAUUUUUCAUGUACAGAGCGUGAUGAAUGUGACAGUGGACAGCACAACUGUGAUGAGAAUGCAAUCUGUACCAAUACAAUCAGAGGACACCGCUGCACCUGUAAACCUGGAUAUGUGGGGAAUGGGACCAUCUGCCGAGCGUUCUGUGAAGAAGGAUGCCGAUAUGGUGGGACAUGUGUUGCCCCCAAUACAUGCGCCUGUCCUUCUGGAUUCACAGGAAGUCAUUGUGAAAAAGAUAUUGAUGAAUGUGCUGAGGGGAUCAUUGAAUGUCACAACCAUUCACGCUGUGUUAACCUCCCAGGGUGGUACCACUGUGAGUGCAGAAGCGGUUUCCAUGACAAUGGAACCUAUUCACUUUCCGGGGAGUCCUGUGUUGAUAUUGAUGAAUGUGCCUUAAACACUCACACUUGUUGGAAUGAUUCAGCCUGUGUAAACUUGGCAGGGGGAUUUGAUUGCCUCUGUCCAUCUGGACCUUCCUGUACAGGUGAUUGCCCUUAUGAAGGGGGCCUGAAAAGAAAUGGCCAAGUAUGGACAUUGAAGAAAGACAGAUGUUCUGUUUGCUCCUGUAAGGAUGGCAAGAUCUUCUGUCGAAGGACAGCUUGUGAUUGUGAAAAUCUCAGUGUUGACUUCUUUUGUUGCCCAGAAUGUGAUACCAGAGUGACCAGUCAAUGUUUAGAUCAGAAUGGGCAUAAACUGUACCGAAGUGGUGACAAUUGGACAUACAGUUGUCAGCAAUGCCGCUGUCUGGAAGGUGAAGUGGAUUGUUGGCCACUUGCAUGUCCAGCCCUGAAUUGUGAUUAUACAACAAUGUCAGAAGGAGAAUGUUGCCCUCAUUGUGUCAGUGACCCUUGUUUGGCUGAUAAUGGUAUAUAUGACAUCCAAAAAACCUGUUUAGAUGACUAUGGAAUAACACGGCUAAGUGGCUCAGUAUGGACAAUGCUUGGAUCGCCUUGUACAACCUGCAAAUGCAAGAAUGGAAAUGUCUGUUGUUCGGUGGAUUUAGAAUGUCUUCGCAAUAACUGAAGUAUUAAACUGGGACAAUCCUUUUUGUGAGGAAAACUGAUGCAAUUUUCCACUUUCCAAACAAAUGCAGUGCAAGUAAGAGGUGGAAGUUUUGUACAACAGACAAUGAUCUAAGUCUCUGAGGAAGAUAUUUGGGAGUUGCCUUUGGGACCUAUCACUACACUUGCUAGGCUUCUCUCUACUUUUACAGUAAAAUGCAUAUAAAUCAAUGGUUGUUAAAAGUUUUGAGUGUUGUAAAUUACACCCUUUUUUGUCAAAUCAUUUGCAAAUGCAUUAAAAUUAUUCCAUCAGUAAAAUGCAGUGUAUUGAUUUGUUUAAUUUUGUAAAAAGAUCACAAUGGAAUUUCCUGUUUUAUUUUAGGUUUAGAUCAAAGUUCUACAAAAUAAGGCUGCCUGUGGUUUUGUCUCAUAUUAUUGGCUAUUUAGUUUGGAGGUUCCUGUCGGAUGUAUUUAUGAAAAUAUGUAUGUAUGUACAGUCAAAUUGCAUAGUACUUAUAUUUCAUAGCUGUCAAACAUUGUAAAACAUUCCAAGGUACAUUUGACUUCUACAGGCUGAAAAUAAUCGAAUCCUAGCCUAUCUUUAUGAAAAUAAAUAAAUAAGAAGGAAUAAUGUCACAAGUUUAAUGAAGUGGCAAAAAGCACUUUCUUUUGCAGACAAAUGAACUAGCAGCAAAAAUCCCAGAGUGGAAGAAGAAAUAGAGAAUUAUAUUGUUUUCAUAGCAACGAUCCUGAGCUUAGUCAGAACACCAGGCCACGUUAAGUUUAGCAAAAUGUUGUCAUUUACAAAUCAAACAAUAAAUAUUGAAUGUAGGUGGAAUUCAUACAGGGUUGUGUAGCAUUCAAUAAAGCAAUCAAAGGGCUUUACAUUUACAAGAUUGUAUGUGAAAAGUGAUUUUUUUUCAUAUUGUUUAUACCAAUGUACUUGAGUUUAUAAUCUCUCUCCUGAAUAAUUGCUUUGGUGUAAUAACAUCUACCAUUCUCCAUCGCAAAUGAUGUAAUGAACAAGUUCUUCAUCUAUUCCAUGUUACAAGUUGUAAGAAAGAUGUAAAUGUCACUGCAGUUAACUAUAAUUUCAGUAGAUCAUAUUAGGCAGAGUAGUAGCCUCUUGGUUCCAAUUUUCUUUUAGUGUAAUACGUUGCCCCUUUGGCUCUAUUAUCCCUCUUCUGACACUCACCCAAAUGUAAUGUAUUAAGUUAGUUGUCUGUAAAAUGCUACUUAAAACCAUAAGCUUGGGCCGAAAUUGUAAUUAAACAUUUGAACUGUGCAUAAAGGUUAAGCUUGAAGGAUAGGUAACUGCUGUGAUUUUGCUGAGCUAAGGCUUUGAUAUUACUAAUGCAAGCCCUAUCUCAGCCUAGAACUGACAGCUGCUGAUAUCCAACUGGUUUCCAUACACAAUUCUCCUCCUUCUGCAUAGCAUGUACUAUACAAUGUAUGACUGUAUGGGAACUGAAAAGUCAAAUUUCCUACAUUCAGAUGCACAGCCACAAGCAAUGCUGAACCUGAUCUUCAAAUCUAUAAAUGAUACAAUAUGGCACAUCUAAAAAAAAUAAUAAUCACUGGAUAUAAGUGAAAGGAAGACAAAGAUUCCACUCUCCACAAUGAUUACCUUUGAAAUGGAAGGCUGCCUUAUAUUAGCACAGAGAUGCAGCCGUGGUUGAAAGUGAGCAGGCAGGCAAGAGGUGGAGGCAUUUACUGUAAGUGAUGCAAAUAAGUGGCUGGAACAGAGCCUGGAAAAGGGUUGAAAGCUUCCUCCUUCUGACUCAUUGAGGGAACAGAUGCAGUGUCUCCUUUUCCCCUUAUUUUUCUAGAACCUCAGGUUCAGGGUGCAACGGCAGAGACUGGCACUCUCUUGCAAUACGUGAAGCCCCCUCAGAGAGGAUGCUUUUGCCUUGUUUCCCUUGAACAGCAGUUAGCAUCUGUAGGAUUUCAUAAAGACAGAAGAAUAUUUUAAAGUCUUAAUCAUUCAUAUCUGCUAGGAAUUAGAGAGAGAGAGAGAGAGAGAGAGAGAGAUCUUUUUCCCUACCCUUUUCAGUUGGACCUACCCCUUCUUCAUUCUGUUCAUUCUGUUUUUCCUGGUUUCUCCUGGAAAGAGAGAAGAUUAUGGUGUCUUAACUGUAUCUGGUGUCAUAUCCAUGUAUAAAAGAGAAUAGUUUGUAUAUGCAAAUAGGGGAAGCAAUUAAUUUUACAAAUCAGUGCCUUACUUUUCAGGCAAUUAAUUUUAAUUGAUCGCUUCUAAUUCAAUUCAUAUGAAUUUAAUUUUUUGUCCUCAUCCUGACCUUUUUGAGGAAUGUUGGUCUGGCCUUUCUGACAUGCAGACAUGUCUUUCUCACAUACAUCUAUGGUUAAGGCUGGAGUAGGCAAAUCCUAGGUUUCAGCUGCAUAUUGGGCAAGGCAAAGAAAUCAGGCAUAACAUCUGUAAGUGUGUUUACAAUCUUUCCUUCUAGCUAAUUUUCCUUGUUUUUGACACACAUAUUAAAUUCAUACCUCUCUUUAUUUAUUAUUCAUAUUUCUAUACCGCCCACUGUCCGAGGACUCUGGGCGGCUUACACCAAAGACAGUAUACUAAAUAGCAUAUUGCCCCCAACAAUCUGGGUCCUCAUUUUACCCACCUCGGAAGGAUGGAAGGCUGAGUCAACCUUGAGCCGGUGAGAUUUGAUCCGCUGAUCUGCUGAACUAGCAGUCAGCUGAAGUAGCUUCAGUACUGCACUCUAACCACUGCGCCACCUCAGCUCUUCCUUUUGGGAAAAGUCCGUUGUUGUAUCCUGACAUUCCUAUAAAGCAGAAGGAAGGUGGCUUGUUGGCACUAUUGCCCCUGUCUUGAGUCACUGUGUUUUCAAAGCAUUUGUGGUCUUUAUUCUGCUUAAUUACCUUUUACUAUCUUUGAUAAAACUUGGGGGAACUAUUCAGAACGAGAUCCUGCACAGAAGUGCAUAAUGUUUGCAACCAAGAAAUAAAAAACUGACUCCUAAAAAACCCUGAAAGAGUGUCAGUGUGACAGGGUGGUCUGCUGGGAUCGGAGAGAGGGGAAGAAUUUGAAAAAUGAAGAUGGCAGCCACAGCGGUGCAAUUGAAGUCCCACCUGCCUUUUAACAUGCGUCAUACAUAUAGGAUAAAGAUGAGGUGGGAAUUUGCACAGUCUUUUUUUGUAUAAUUUUUAUUAUGUUUUUAAAAGAUAAUUUAAAAUGAAUUCAGACUAAAAGUAAAAGAAAGAAAUGAAAGCAAAAGCUAAAAAUGCAAAAAAGGGGAAAAAAAAGAAAAAUAGAUAAGAAAAGAUGCAAAGAAAUAACUUCCAAUUUUCUUUACAGCAGUUAUAAAUACAAUAACUUAUACUUAAAUUUACUUCAUACUCUAUGGCUACAACUCUCUUAUUUCUAUAAUUUAAUCUGUCUAAUAAUCAAAACUAUAUUUUAUAGGUCUAUUUUUUUCUCUUUCAAGCAAAGGAUAGUUUCCAGUCAGUAAUAAACUUGAUAUUGUCUUUUCUUUGAUCAAAGAACUCAGUUUGCCCUCUCAGCAAGUUCCAUCAAAUUCACUCACCAUUACUCCAUUGUGGUUAUGAUUAGAUUUUCUAUAUACAACAAUCUCACUCCAGCUAUUGUGUACAAAAUGUUCCAUUACUUUUUUUCCAGUUGGAACGUUGUACAAUCUUGGGUGCCAUCAUUACUUUUUUGAUCUUCACUGAGGAUGCUUUCAUUUGGAUACCGAUAAGGAAGAAAGGAUAGGCAGCAUCUGGCUCCAAAUAGGUUUCAAGAAUCACUGUGCUAAAGAGAUAUUACUUAAUAUUAUGAAAGGUCUAAGAUUAUGUACACACUGUUUAAUCUACACUGGGCAUCAACAUUUACCCAGAUACAAGUGAUAACACUGCAAUGCAACAUAAAAUGUCCCUUGAUCAAGUAGCUUUGAUGCACACAGUAGAAUUAUUCAGUGCAUUGUUUACUUCAAUGAAUUCAAUGAAGUGAAUUCCCUUCAUGCAUAAAAUGAAUGUAAAUGUACAAACAAUUCCCCAUCACUGGAAAAAAAAAGGAAAAACAAAGGCAGCUCAAUGUAUGUAGGACUCCAUCUUUGCUUUUCAUUUUUAAACUUUCUUCCCUCUUGACAUACACUAUGUAUUGAUUAUAUUUGCAUUGUUUAACAAUGGUAUUAUAAACUGUGUUUUUUAAAAUCCUCAAAGGACAUUUGUAAACCAUGCCAUUAAAGCAUUUUGUAAAUCAUAUUGUAAAGCCACUGAUAAUUCAACUGGAGGAAAUGAAACCGUGCUUUGGGAUGUAAACGGGAGUGAUUUAAAACUUGUGGCAUCUAAAUAAACUCCUGAGUACAGAU